This is a messenger RNA of Harpia harpyja (harpy eagle), 1909 nucleotides long. It is a transcript of the gene WDR89, whose product is annotated as WD repeat domain 89. The transcript has 2 exons. The record is from RefSeq and is a predicted model, not a curated record. Lineage: Eukaryota; Metazoa; Chordata; Aves; Accipitriformes; Accipitridae. Gene Ontology annotation, molecular function: protein binding. Bases 270 to 1460 code for a protein of 396 amino acids.
UAUUGACAUGAACACCUACUUAUGCCCCCAAAAGGCAAGUACACAAAAGCUGCUGUUUCCCUUUUUUAAAAUGAUUGAACCCCAAAGCAGUGAGCACCUGUGACUUUUUCACUCUGUUCUCUCCUAGUUCUGACUCUUUAUCUUUUUCCUCUAACCAAAACUGUUGUUAAGGCCAUUUCCUUGCUUCUCUGUCCCGCCUACAGCUCUUCUCUCCAUUGCUGAACAGGAUUGUACCCCCAAGGGCUGUACUGGUGGGAGGGUUUCUGACAAUGUUAGGAACAGCAUUUGAGAUGACUGCAGUAGAGAAGAUUGAGGAGCAGCUUGCUAGUCUGCGCAUAGCAAAACGUUCUACUCUAAGUGAGGAACCUGCUUACUUACUGGAUAUAGACGUUUCCAAACCUGCUCAAUCUGAAAGCAGUCGCUUUGUGGCAGUUUCGUGUUCCAAUAAGUCAAUUAGGGUGUAUAACAGGGAAACAUUAAACUUCCUGCGGGAGUACAGUAGCCGUCCUGGGAUACUUAAUGGAGUCAGAUUUGCACGCGCAUGUGACAGCAUAGUGUUUUCCGCAUGCAGUGACGGUACAGUAAAAUGUUGGGAUAUUCGUGUAGCAACUCAGAAAGCCGUGCAGGUAUUUAGUGGCUAUCCUUCCAAUGUUUUCAUCAGUUUUGAUAUCAAUUGCAGUGAUCUCAUAAUUUGUGCUGGAACAGAAAAAGUUGAAAAGGACACGUUUCUGGUGUUCUGGGAUGCAAGAGGCAUUACAGACUGUGCCAGCGCAACUAAAGAACCCUUGGGAGUCUAUUCUGAAAGUCACAAUGAUGAUAUCACUAAAAUUUGUUUUCAUCCUAUCGAACCCAACUUGGUAGUUUCCGGGUCAACUGAUGGGUUGGUUAAUGUGUUUGACAUUAACAAGGAUAAUGAAGAUGAUGCUUUGAUAUCAACUUGCAAUUCAGAUUCAUCAGUAAGUUUUAUUGGCUGGUCUGGGAAAGAUUAUAAACAGGUCUACUGCAUGACACACGAUGAGGGAUUUUGUUGGUGGGACAUAGCUCAGUUAGAUACCGAAGAACCAAUAACACUAUUGCAUGUUCUGGAUGUCAGAGACACGGUCUGCAUUGAAAACGACAGCUUACAUUACCUGGUAGGUGGCUUGUACCACGAAAAGGCAGACAAACUCUUUCUUAUUGGGGGAACGUCCACAGGAAACAUUCACCUAAUCAGCUGCAGCACUGAGGGACUGAGCCUGGUGGGUACCCUUUGCGGAGGACACUCUGCCGCUGUUCGCUCUUUCUGCUGGAACCUGACAGAUGAGUCUCUGUUGACGGGUGGAGAGGAUGCUCAGCUGUUGCUAUGGAAACCCGGAGCUGUGGAAAGAUCCCUCGCAAAGAAAGCAUCUAUGAAGAUUGCUUCUUCUGUGCAGAAGAGAGUAAGGGUUCACAACAGCUCCCUCAAAAGCAGGAAAAAGUAAAUUUCUGAAAGUGGGAAUCUCUGCUGCGUAGAGUUUUCCUAGUGUUUAAUCUUUCAGGCAAUACUUGCCUGUGCUUUAUUUGGAGGUAUUCUGUGGAAAGAACUAUGAUGCUUGAUUUCUACCUGGGAAUGUAUUUCAGUCAUCAGAAGAAUACCUUUUUUUGUUUUUUUUAAAGUUGCUAAUAUUAAUCAGAAAAGAGUAAAUGUUUGCUCUUGAGUUCUUGAACAAUAGAUCUUAAAUCAUAUUGUAUAAAAAUGUUUCUGUAGUUGUUUAAUGUCUCAGCCAACGUUUUUAAUGGGUAUUAUAGGCCUGUGGCUUGCAUAAUUUGUUACCUUCCCACUGAAAUUCCCUGGCAUGUUUUAAAAGCUUUUGUAUUUCAUGCUGUAUUUUGCUUUCUUUACAGAGAACUUAAUGAAAUUGCUCAAUAUAUUAAAAGAUUUUAUGUCACA